CCCUGUCAGGGGUACAGCAGAAUCUGAGGAGUUUGAAACCCGUCCUGAAGACGAUGAAAGCGAAUUAUAACAGCCUCCGGAGUCAGGUGAAAAACUUCGCCCAGUUUUACGAAGCAGCCAUUUCUGAGGCAAAGCGACAGAUCCAGGCAGAAAUCACCGUGGUAACAGCUUCCAACAAAAACCUGAUGGAAAAGUAUGAGAGGGAGAUGGUCCUCAGGAAGAAAUACCAUGACCAGCUGGUGGAGCUCCGAGGAAAUAUUCGGGUGUUGUGCCGAGUGAAGCCAGUGACUGGGUCUGACUGGGAGGAGGGGAGUGACCCCCCUGCGGUCUGGCUGGACCCCAGUGUGGACUGCAGGGUCAGGGUGAUGUACAAAGGCCGGGCAAGGAGCUUUGAACUCGACAAGGUGUUCCCAUUCCAGGCCACACAGGAGGAGGUCUUCGAAGAGAUCGAGCCCCUCAUCACUUCCUGUAUUGACGGUUACAAUGUCUGCAUCUUUGCCUACGGACAGACGGGAUCAGGAAAGACAUACACCAUGGAGGGGGUGGCAGAAGCUCCUGGCAUUAACCAACGGGCUCUACGCGUGCUCUUCCAGGAGACUGAUGCACGGAGUGCCUCCUGGAGAUACAGUAUCUCCAUUAGCAUGCUGGAAAUCUACAACGAACAACUCAGGUACACAGCGCAUUGCAAACUACUCCUCCACAUAACUGCAUCCUCUGGCACCUCGACAGAGCUGUGUCCCAGC
Messenger RNA from Chiloscyllium plagiosum (whitespotted bambooshark), 743 nucleotides. The record is from RefSeq and is a predicted model, not a curated record. NCBI's taxonomy places the organism in Eukaryota, Metazoa, Chordata, Chondrichthyes, Orectolobiformes, Hemiscylliidae.